Castor canadensis (American beaver) is the source of this 1802-nucleotide messenger RNA. NCBI's taxonomy places the organism in Eukaryota, Metazoa, Chordata, Mammalia, Rodentia, Castoridae. The record is from RefSeq and is a predicted model, not a curated record.
AUGGUCCCGCCCCUGGGCAGGGCCUCUGACUCUGAGAGCGGAAACCCUGUUGGAGGAGUUGGGCAGGUCAGCGGGCAGCUGGGAGCUGAGGAGUAUCUGGUCAGUCAGGCAGUUGCUGACACACGGGGAAUUGGGCCUUGCCACAACCAGGCUCAGAGCAGAUCUGGCUGGGAACAGCACUGCGUGGGUCCAAGAGACACCGGAGCUGGCACGCCACCAGGGUCCAAUGGAGUCCAGAACCUACCUGGCCCUAGGGCCACACUGACCUUCACACCCCUAAUCAUCGCCACCCUGGAAUCCCCAUCCACCCAUCCUGACUUCUGCCCUGGGGGGCCCACCCUGAGCUCUAAUGAUGGCAGCUCUGGGCCCACCAGUCCACCUUGGGCCUCUCUGAGUCCUCAGCACUUGGACCCACUGUGCCACCUGCCAGCCAACGAAGGGAAUGACCUUGGAACCCCUCAGCGUUCCAGGACUCCAGAUAGUGAGCCCCUAUUGGGGAACACAGAUCUGCCAGGUGCCUGGGCCCUGUCAACAGUGGGGGAGCUGGAAGAGGGUGAGGGGCAGGGGGAGGAGGAGUGCCCCAUCUGUACAGAGCCCUACAGGCCUGGUGAGCACCAGCGGAUCCUGCUGAACUGUGGUCACAGCCUGUGCGUGGGCUGCCUGCACCAGCUGUUGGGCAUGGCUCCCUGCGCUGACCUGGGCCGUGUGCGCUGCCCAUUGUGUCGCCAGAAGACACCCAUGCUGGAGUGGGAGAUCUGCCGGCUGCAGGAGGAGCUGCUUCAGGCUGAUGGGCCUCAGUGCCCACCUCCCUCCCCACCCCCUACACCCCCACUCCGUGGCCCUGGGCCCUGGGGCUCCCUAGAACACCGCUAUCAGCUGCGCUUCCUGGCAGGGCCAGUGGGUGGUCGAGGAUGCCUGCCCUUCCUGCCCUGCCCUCCCUGCCUGGGCACCUGGUUGUGGACACUGCGGGAGCGUGGACCGUGUGCCCGCCGCCUGGCACUACUAAGCCUGCUAGCACUCGAGCUGUUAGGACUGCUGCUCAUCUUCACACCGCUCAUGCUGCUGGGUGUGCUCCUCAUGCUCCUGGACCGCUCUGGCCGCUGAACACAGCCCGGGACGGCAGGCCCGCCAGUGACCAGGCGGGAAAACCCAGGUUCAGACCCAGCAUGGGCCUUCAGUCAAGACCUGCCAUCUCUGAACCCAAGACUAGGGUUUGCGGCAAUCCAGGAGCCUGACCCAGCCAGAGAGCCCACACACUAGCUGAACCCAAGGACGUCAUGCCAAGGACAGCUGCUGAAGGUGGCCAGCCCAGCAGGAAGGCCUGUGAGCAGGGCCUCUUGUGCUUGCCAUGGACGAGUGCCAUACUGGUCAUGGGCAGGUGUUGGGCCACACCUCCCUCUCCUGUGGCCCAGAAGAGCUACAGAGACCCAGCAGUGAGUCUGUUCACUCCUCUGUGUGCCAGGUUGUGAGUGCCUGAAGGCCAGGGUAACUGGCACAAGAGGCCUAUGCACUCAGCCUGCAAAGGCUCUUCACUCUGCCUGGGCCAGGACCAGAGUGGGUGGUCCAGAGCAGCUGGGCAUCAUCACUGGCUCUGUGCUGCAAAAGACAAGGGCCUUGGAGCCUGAAAGUGUCAAAACAAAGCCCAGCCAUGACCUGACUGCCUGUGCAACCUUAACAUCAUUGAGCCUGGACCCUCACCUAAAAAUGGAGACAUCUGUAGCCUACUUCAUGGCUUGUUGGUGACGUGAUGUCAGGUGGGGUGUUGCAUGCCUGGCAUAAGAAGUGGCUCUCAAUAAACAGUA